Molecule: messenger RNA, 1776 nt
Organism: Phytomonas sp. EM1
Lineage: Eukaryota; Euglenozoa; Kinetoplastea; Trypanosomatida; Trypanosomatidae
Source: the annotation of a GenBank genome assembly
AUGAUUCAAAAGCCUUUCCAUGCCAAGUUAUCCGGAAAUGUCACAAUACGUAACCAUGGUAAGGCAAAUCUAGAGACCAAUGCUGUGAUAAACAAGGGAAAAUUAAACGAAAGCCUUCAGGAAGUUGGCUCGCGCAUAGGAAUACGAAUUUCAGCUCAACAAGAAGGAAACACAUAUUUGGUUGACGAACAAGGCUUGAUUGUCACUUCAAAGCUUAGGGACGGAGGUGUGUAUUAUAUCACUGAUGAAAAUUCACAAGAUGCAGGUUCAUCUGAAUUACAUAAAGUUGAGUCUAAUAUCAACACACCGCCUGACAUUUCUGUUGCAUGGGCUUUUGACAACCGAGUUUUGCUUCAUCAGCCAAACGACCAUCGCUCCCCGGAAACUCCUCAUCGCCUGAGGCGCGCCUUGGAUAUGCUAAAUCAGAUGGAGCACUCGAAUGAAAUACUUCCCCGAGAAUUGUUGACAUCACCUGGAAACGAUAAUACCGAAUGUCUUUCUGCUUGCAACAUUUCUAGCUUUAUAGCCUCACGUCUGGCAUCAAAUGACGAGAUCUUGGGCUUCCAUGACGCCAUUGUAUAUUCAGACUUUUUAGAAACUGGAAAGUCUCUAAGUAACUUACCACAAGAUGUGUAUUGUAAUGACGAGACCAGUAGAACCGCUGUUAAGCUAUCCGCUGCAGCAGUAAUUGAUACAUGCACUUUGGUCCUCCAAAAUGCAUUAAAAUGUGCUCGUGAAAAUUAUUGUGCUAAGAGUGAUCCACUUAUUGGAUUUUGCCUAGUACGACCUCCGGGACAUCACUGUAGAACAAAUAGGCCGGCCGGUUUUUGUCUUGUCAACAAUGUGGCAAUUGCAGCGAAACAGGUUCUUACUAAAUGCUCAGUUUUGGGUCAAACUCCUAGGAUCGCAAUCCUUGACUUGGAUGUUCAUUAUGGGGAGGGUACAGCAUCUUUCGUUGAUGAUUAUAGCCCUGAUAGCAACCAAUCCUUCCCGUUAAUGUACCUUUCCCUCCACCGUUUUGAUCAAGGAGGAUUUUACCCCUAUGACAAACGAGGUGCAAGUGAUUUUGUUGGAGUUAACCACACUGGUAGUAUAGUAAAUAUUGCUGUAAACACCAGUGCUCACGAGGCUGAGAACUGUUAUAAAGUAAUAUCAGAUUUUUUAUUUGAGAAGGCUAUGAAAGACAUCUUUAUACCAAAAUUGAAUCAAUUUAAACCUGAUUUGAUUAUUGUGUCCCUAGGAUUUGAUGCAGCUUAUGGUGACCCGUUGGGAAAAAUGGCAGUCGAGGGUGGUUUUUCGUUAGCAAUGAGCAUGCUAAAGCACUGGUGUAUGUAUGAUCAAAUCGACUGGUUUUCCUCAAUCUCAUCAACCUUGAACCCUCCAUCACGUAGACGCAAACCUGUCGCUCUUGUAUCUGUUCUUGAGGGAGGCUACAGUCCGGAGGCGGUUUCACAAGGCAUUGUGUCUGUUGCUUACGCCUUGUCAUAUCCUCCAUGGGACAAAAGAGUGCAACAGUAUUCGUAUCUCCAAGUACCCAAAACAUGGAAAGAUUUGCGUAAAAAGCAAGAGCGACGGUUAUGUGAAUUUGAUCAAAUUACUAAAGAACGUGAAGAUAUGAAUAAGGAUGUCAGCUUGCUUGAAAAGCCUAUUGAAUCGCCUCUGAUGGUUAGUGAUGAUGGUACACUGAUGAAAAAACAUCUAGAAUGGUGUGAAUCUGUAAUUAACGAAACAAUUCAACGCCAUCAAGCUGCCCUUUUUGAACAGCAGCAAGCUUGA